GGACAUUGUUCGCCGAUGCACACAAUGUUUGUGUGUGGUUUUUUUUUUUAUUACGUCGCCAGUACUUUCACAAGAGAUUGCUAAACAUAUUUAAAUAGACUGCUGUGCUUAAUCCAAAUAUAAAUUCACAUAACCGAUGCUUGACUACACCUAAAGCAGUUAGUCGAUAGUCAUCAUGGGACGAAGCCGAUCACGGGACAGGUCAAGCAGCAGGAGCAAAAGCACGAGCACACGGCAGAAGAAGGAGGCGAAGAAGAUGAGAAGCAGGAGUUCCUGCAGCAGCAGUGCAAGCAGCCCCUCCCCACACAGGAAACGGCGUCAGUCCUCCAGCAAAAACCAAGAUUCUGCCGAAGGAAAACAAGAAAAGGAAGUAAAAAAGAAGCAAAGGUCCUCGUCUUCAUUCUCUGAUUCAUCUUCCUCGGAGUCCAGCGACGCCAAGUCCAGGAAGAAGGCCAAGCGCACACUGAAGAAGGUCAAAGCCAAGGAAAAGAAGGAGAAAAAGAAGCAGAAGAAGAUGAGAAAGAAAAUGAAGAAACUGAGAAAGCAAGCAGAGAAGGUGGAGAAAGCACAGGCAGAGAAAGCAGCUGCAGAGAAAGCAGCUGCCUUGCUGAAGGCAGAGGAAGCAGGUCUGGAGACCUGGCAAAGUGAGCCGUUGGUGGAGCUGGGACCAGCAAUGACGGAUGAGCAGAAGGCUCGGCUCUCCACCAAGAGGCCUAUGACCAAAGAAGAGUGGGACGCAAGACAGAGCGUCAUUCGUAGGGUCGUAGAUCCAGAGACUGGGAGGACAAGGAUUGUGAGGGGUGAUGGAGAGAUACUGGAAGAAAUUGUAAGCAAAGAGAAGCACAAAGACAUAAAUAAGCAAGCAACUUCAGCCGAUGGGUAUUAUUUCCAGAAGAGAAUGGGACUCAAUCGGUAGAGCUCCUGAAAUGGUUUCUCUCGGGAGAGUAGGUGAAGGAGCUGGUUUGGCUGACCGUUUCCUCUCCAUGUCAGUGGAAGAAGUAAACCGCUGGUCUUGCUUUUUAUUGUUUGUAUUGUUCUUAUUUUGUUGUAAUCAGUUGGCAUUUGAUUUUCUAAGCAGAGCUACAACCUUGGUAGGAUAUUAAGUGUUCAUGUGGCAAUGUUCAUUGGCAGUGCCAUCAGGAAAUUAAAAGUUUUAUUUUAUGAAAAA
Messenger RNA from Polyodon spathula (Mississippi paddlefish), 1168 nucleotides. Its product is annotated as ADP-ribosylation factor-like protein 6-interacting protein 4. NCBI's taxonomy places the organism in Eukaryota, Metazoa, Chordata, Actinopteri, Acipenseriformes, Polyodontidae. The coding region runs from base 176 to 916 and encodes 246 amino acids. The transcript is spliced from 6 exons. The record is from RefSeq and is a predicted model, not a curated record.